Entrophospora candida is the source of this 148-nucleotide messenger RNA. NCBI's taxonomy places the organism in Eukaryota, Fungi, Glomeromycota, Glomeromycetes, Entrophosporales, Entrophosporaceae. The record is from the annotation of a GenBank genome assembly.
AUGGCAUUUUAUAAUGAUUCCAAAUUAGUUCCUAUAAUACCAAUAGAUCCUAAUGUAGAAAUAAACUUGAUUUGUAAGCUAAUUUAUUAUAGACCCGAAGGUUAUUAUAGAACAGUUGAAAAAAUGUAUAAUGCAUGUAAAAAUGCAG